CUAGCAUGCGUGCGUGCGUGCGUGUAUAUACGGACACCACAGCACCGACGACCGGCCAACUCUCGCUCGCACUACCCUCCACCUCCAGUCCAAUCUCGCUCGCAGUCACAGAGGACAGAGCCCGCGGCGACAUGUCCACCACCGCCACCGCCUACGCCACAUCUACGGCAGAUGACGACCGCCGACAAGCGCUCCAGGCGUUCGACGACACCAAGGCGGGCGUCAAGGGCCUGGUCGACGCGGGCGUCACCGCCGUCCCCGCCAUCUUUCACCACCCGCCGGACUCCCUCCCCCUGUACGCGCCUCCUCAGCUACACCACGAGCACCGCUUCACCAUCCCGGUCAUCGACCUCGCCGGCCUCGGGACGCCGUCGGGGCGAGCCUCCGUGGUCGGCGCGGUGAGGGCAGCCACGGAGACGGUUGGCUUCUUCCAGGUGGUGAACCAUGGCGUGCCGGAGGCGGCCAUGUCGGAGAUGCUCGCGGCGGUGCGGUGCUUCCACGAGGAACCCGCGGACGCCAGGGCGCCGUACUACAGCCGGGACCACGGCCGGCGCGUCAGGUACACGAGCAACUUCGACCUGUUCCAAUCGCCGGCCGCCAACUGGCGCGACAGCGUGUACAUUGACAUGACGCCAGACCCGCCGGCGCCCGAGGAGAUCCCGCCGGCCCUCCGAAGCGUCGUGCCGGAGUACGAGCGGCUGGCGCGGCAGCUGUACCACGAGCUGCUGGAACUGCUGUCGGAGGCCCUGGGACUGCGCCGCGGGCACCUAAAGAAGGACGCCGGGUGCCUCGACGGGCUCAACCUCGCCGCCCACUACUACCCGGCGUGCCCGGAGCCGCACCUGACUAUGGGCACCACCCGGCACUCCGACCCCAGCUUCCUCACCGUGCUGCUCCAGGACGCCGUCGGCGGCCUCCAGGUGCUCGUGGAGGAUGACGGCGGCUCCGCUGAGUGGAUUGAGGUGCCGGCGGUGCCGGGGGCACUGGUGGUGAACAUCGGCGACUACCUGCAGCUCUUGUCCAACGACAGGUUCAAGAGCGUGGAGCACCGCGUGGUGGCCAACGGCGCGGGUCCUCGGGUGUCGGUGGCCUGCUUCUUCCGGACGUACGGUGCCGCCGCGUCCAUGAGGGUGCUGCAGCCGAUCGUCACCGGCGGAGACCGCGCGAGGUACAAGAGCGCGACGGUGGAGGAGCUGCUCCGGCACUACAGGGCCAAGGGCCUGGACGGCACCUCCGCGCUCGACCACUUCAGGCUCUGAAUGGAGCGCAGAUGAUGUAUCUUCUGUUUACCUCUUCUCGUGUUUAAGUGUGGAGAAUUGUGGACGCCCUCGUGGAUUAAUUGGGCAUUCAACAAUGGCUUUGUUAAUUUUCU
This is a messenger RNA of Triticum dicoccoides, 1372 nucleotides long. Its product is annotated as 1-aminocyclopropane-1-carboxylate oxidase homolog 1-like. Bases 6 to 1259 code for a protein of 417 amino acids. The transcript has a single exon. The record is from RefSeq and is a predicted model, not a curated record. Lineage: Eukaryota; Viridiplantae; Streptophyta; Magnoliopsida; Poales; Poaceae.